AUGGCCGAUCCGGGUGAAGGGUCCAGUACGAGCUGGCCCUUUGACAGCGCGUCAUAUGGUCGCGGCCAGGCAGCGGGGCUGCGCCGCAUGGGCACGGCCAUCGCCCGUCAGAAAAAGCGGAAGGCGGCGGCGAAAACGCGGCAGCUGAAGGCGGAGGCGCGGCUGAGGCUUCUGCAAGAGGAAGGCGCUGAAGGCACGAUAAUAGAGCAGGCCACGAGGGAACACGCCGAGGCAACUGCAUGGGUGCAUGCUACCUCACAAUGCCUGCAGAACCUGCGGCAACAGAGGCGAGGGCUCAUAGUCACCUCACGGAUGGCGAGCGGGCGGAUCGUGCCUCUCAGGAACAUUGACGCAGGGGCUGAGGGCAUGCUACUCCGCUUUCAAAAACUAGGGAUACCCAUUGACCCACAGGAAAUGGUUAUCCCGUGGCACACGCGUCGCCAAUUCUCAAGACUCAGGAAACACGUGGGACUCGAAUGUGACACGGAUGCUUCCGCACAAGCCAGUCCGAUUGAACCCUGUGUCACAUUGCCAGCCACAUCACUUUCGACCCACGGUCCUGCACCCGGAUCCGUCCGCAACACUGUGAUCACCGGGACUGCAGAGCCUAUCGAGCAUGAGGCAUCCUCUUGUACGGAUGGGACAAAGGUGUGUACCGAAACCGCGUGGCGUGAGCCCUCUCUCCCAGGCCCUGAUCCGUCUACGGUACGAACAUCGCCACCCGCAAACAGCGCACCUCAGUUCGCACUGCUUGCUGUCGGCAGUGAUUCUGCGAUCAACGAGGAGGGGAAUCUGCUGGAGCCAUUGCCAGCGCUGGGCGACCAGAGCGCCAUUAGCGGCACAGUGACAGGGUUAGUCAGGGCGCCUCUGCAUCUGGCCGGGACUGCGAGACCAGGGGAUGUGAAACCAGCGGCGAGCUCUUCCGUGCCAGGUUCGUCGGCGCCUAGUUCUAAGACCCCUCUGAUCGGCAGGUAUACACCGUGGAGCUUCGACGCCGGGAGGGCCGAGCCCACCCACAGGCGCGCGUCGGAUGAAUUGACAAGAGGCCCCUCGCACACGAGGGAGCUCGAGUCAGAAUCCGAGCCCUGCUCGGCCGCUCCCAGAGAGCCCACCGCCCGUUCCGCGGAAGGCCUAGUCAAGCCGGACCUGAGUGCGACGGGGACUCCAACAUCAGAUGCAGUGUUGCAGUCGGGGAUGUCUCCCUUCCCAGUGCCGUCGGUGUCGCCUCCGCUUUCCGCCACGCUUGCGUCACAUCUUAUGAGGCUGUUGGAAGAUGAGAAUCUGCUUCUUACGGAUUGGCAGAGUCUCAGUGGGGAAUGCCCUUCCAAGCCGCCACAUGUGGAAGCCGCCGCGCAUCUCUGGCAGGCCGGCGCAGCAUCUGGGGCUCCGGUAUCGGGUUUAAUUGGUUCCCCCGAGCAAGAGGCGGUAGUGGGUCCUCCGUCAUCUUCCCCCGAUUGGGAAGGGCCCUCUCUUACGGUGACCCAGGAAGUCGAACUGGCGCCAGAAGCGCGGGCGCGCCUGUCGACGACUGCGGAAGCAAAGCGGGAAUGUGAGUCUGCCGUCGUCCAAGCCAGGCCAGUCUCAACUUAG
Messenger RNA from Besnoitia besnoiti, 1590 nucleotides. RefSeq lists its product as uncharacterized. The record is from RefSeq and is a predicted model, not a curated record. Bases 1 to 1590 code for a protein of 529 amino acids. The transcript has 4 exons. Lineage: Eukaryota; Apicomplexa; Conoidasida; Eucoccidiorida; Sarcocystidae.